UUACAGCAACCAGACUUGACUCAUGACCUCAGUAUUUCUACAAAUCCUGGCUACGUCCCUGGCCUGUAACCUGUAGCUGACAGUUCAUAAUAUCCCUGUAGACUGUCUGACAUCACUGACAGUAAAAUUCAGGACCCCAGUCUCACUGACUCUGCGGACUCUGGAUAAUUCCAUUCACAAAUUCUCAUCUAUUGGUGUCCUGCUCCAGUGAGCACAGCACAAACAUAUCAAUAUGCCCACAGAUGGGGAAAAUAUUACAGCUCCUAUCGACAGUGACACCACCCAGAGCCAGUCCACAUUUUACAUUGACGGGCCGCUGCUCCAACAUGAGUAAUUUUGAAAAACUACCGGGGAGCUGGAAGCACUUAUGGCACCGGUUUUAAUUCAGAAAUAUUUACAGUACACCGCAGCCCCCAGUGAAAGGAGCAGAAUUGAUCGGUUGCUCCGUUCAUCCACUCUCCCAGCCGCCCCCGUUUCAUCAAAUUGGCGUGACCUAUAGCUGCUGACAUCAUGAAGGAGCGCGGAGCAAAGAGGGUUCCCCACCCCGGAGGAUAUAAAUACAGGCAGAGGGAACACCGGCUGCAGUGAGUUUACUCCGAGCCUGUCAUCCUCUCAUCCUCCCUGCUGGGCACCAGACACCAGGACCUCUGACACAAUGAAAGUUUUGAGGACCAUCACAUUAACUUAUGUCCUCACCCUUUUACUACUGGCGACAUUUAUCUCACAGUCGUGGAGUGCACCGAAGGGCUCUUUUCAACGGAGAAAUUGGACUCCGCAGGCUAUGUUGUACCUCAAGGGCACACAGGGACGCAGGUUCAUCUCAGAGGACCGAAAAGAAGGAGAUGUCUAUGACACAUUACACUUAGAGACCCGCAGUCAGAACACAGAGAAGCUGAGUGUGGACCAGGCAGCCACUGUCCUGCUCAACUUCCUGCAGCAGGCCAGAGAGGGAGCUGAUGAAAACCCAGAUGAGGUGUAUUUCCAGGAGCUGCCAGUGUGGAAGAGAGAAUUCUUCUGAUAGUCUUUCAUACAUUUGUAAAGCUGCUAGAAAACAUCAUCUUUGUCUUUGAAUGUCAGUUGUUCUGUCCAGUGUGAGGGAGAACAGCCUUUUGUAAAUAUGUAUUCUCUGACUGUUUGAAAUGUGAUGUUUUAAUAAAAACAGAUUGAA
Lates calcarifer (barramundi perch) is the source of this 1168-nucleotide messenger RNA. It is a transcript of the gene spx, whose product is annotated as spexin hormone. Bases 656 to 1018 code for a protein of 120 amino acids. Lineage: Eukaryota; Metazoa; Chordata; Actinopteri; Centropomidae. The record is from RefSeq and is a predicted model, not a curated record. The transcript has 6 exons. Gene Ontology annotation, molecular function: neuropeptide hormone activity.